Molecule: messenger RNA, 561 nt
Organism: Naegleria gruberi
Lineage: Eukaryota; Heterolobosea; Eutetramitea; Acrasida; Naegleriidae
Product: ran family small GTPase
Exons: 3
Biological process (GO): protein import into nucleus; ribosomal subunit export from nucleus
Cellular component (GO): nucleus; cytoplasm
Molecular function (GO): GTP binding; GTPase activity
Source: RefSeq, a predicted model, not a curated record
GGAAAAUCAUCCUUUGUUAAAAGAUUAAUCUCAAAUGAAUUCCAUGGGCCAUACAUUCCAACCCUUGGUGUCUCUGUUCAUGCAAAGAAAUUUGAAACAACCCAUGGUGAUAUCACUUUCAACAUUUGGGAUUGUGCAGGUCAAGAAAAGUUUGGAGGCAAAGAAGGUUAUUAUAUCAAUGGUAAUUGUGCCAUCAUUAUGUUUGAUUGUGUAAAUUCUUUGAAAAGUGUUAAUAAUUGGCUUAGAGAUGUUGUAAGAAUUUGUGAAGGCAUUCCAAUUGUAUUGUGUCUCAAUAAGGCUGAUCUCUUAUCAGAGGAAGCAAGACAAAGACUCAAAUUUGAAAUAGCAGGUUUUCGUGGUCGUAUUCUCAACUAUUUCGAGUUGUCAAAUAAGGAUUCAUUGAAUUUGGAAGAUCCACUCGAAUAUUUGGCCAAAGCACUGCUCAAAAACAAACAUGUUUCAUUCUUUUCCAAGGUAAGAAAGCAACAAGAAAAUGUAUUCCAUCAAAAGCUUCAAAACACUUCCAUGACAGCAGAUGCCAACAUCAAGACAAUUGAGUAA